Messenger RNA from Ruditapes philippinarum (Manila clam), 4232 nucleotides. RefSeq names its product vinculin-like. The transcript is spliced from 25 exons. Bases 280 to 3669 code for a protein of 1129 amino acids. Gene Ontology annotation, cellular component: actin cytoskeleton. Gene Ontology annotation, biological process: cell adhesion. The record is from RefSeq and is a predicted model, not a curated record. Gene Ontology annotation, molecular function: structural molecule activity; actin filament binding. NCBI's taxonomy places the organism in Eukaryota, Metazoa, Mollusca, Bivalvia, Venerida, Veneridae.
GUUCCAGCAGUAUCGCAAAUGAAAUUUUAGUUUUUAACUGCAAUUUCCGUGUGACAAUUUCUAUCGUUUCAACAUAUUGUUCUAUAAAAACGAACUAAUCAUGUUUCUCUCAGUGAAUUAAACAAAGUCAUGAAAUACGAAACUACAUUGACAGCUCAUUGCUAGCUCUGAAUGCUAAUUGGCCUAAAAGUUUGGGAGAGUUAAUAUCAACUUUUUGUGAACUAUUUGGAUUAAUUUACCUGUACUUGGAGUUUGAACACUCGGCAAAAGUGUGUGAAAAUGCCGGUGUUCCAUACAAAAACUAUAGAAAGCAUUUUAGAGCCAGUGGCUCAACAGGUAUCCAAACUUGUGAUUCUCCAUGAAGAAGCAGAAGAUGGAAAUGCCAUGCCAGACCUGGCUAGGCCAAUACAGGUGGUCAAACUGGCUGUCGAUAAUCUUGUCAAGGUUGGAUAUGACACAAUCAACAGCAGUGAUGAUCAAAUUUUGAAACAAGACAUGCCACCCGCUCUACGUAGAGUAGAGGAAUCCUCCAUUUUGCUUCUGCAAGCAUCUGAGAUGCUCAGAUCAGAUCCAUAUUCUGCUCCAGCCCGAAAGAAGCUUAUUGAGGGAUCAAGAGGAAUUUUACAAGGUACCUCAGCAUUAUUGUUGGCCUUUGAUGAAUCAGAGGUUCGCAAGAUUAUACGGGUUUGUAAAAAUGUACUUGAAUAUUUGGCCAUCACUGAAGUUGUCGACAGAAUGGAAGAUCUAGUAACUUAUGUGAAGAAUCUCAGCCCAGUCUUGACAAGAAUGACGAAGGAAGUUGAUGCACGUGAAAAAGAAUUGACUCAUCAGGUUCAUCGUGAGAUGUUGAUACGCUCUCUCGAACAAGUGAAAAAUCUCACACCAGUUCUUAUAUCAGGAAUUAAAAUCUUCAUCACUGCUAAACAAACAAAUCAGGGAAUCCCAGAUUCACAGACAAAUCGUGAUUACGUGGUACGUAAGAUGUCGGACGAGAUCCACGAGAUUAUUCGUGUGCUACAGCUGACAACUUAUGAUGAAGAGGAGUGGGAUGCUGAUGAUCUCGCCGUCAUGAAGAAAGCACAGAGUGCCAUAGAACAAAAAAUGAAGCUUGCCCAUGAUUGGUUGGCUGAUCCUUCAGCUCUCGUUGGUAGCUCAGGUGACAAAUCAUUACGUCAAAUCCUGGAGGAUGCAAAACGAAUAGCCGACUGUUGUACCAACCCUGAAGAUAGAGAUAGAAUUUUAAAAUCUGUCAGCAAUCUGGAAUCUAUGAGCCAAGCUUUAAAUGAACUUAGACAGCAAGGAAAGGGCAAUAGUCCACAAGCAAUGUCAUUAGCCAGAGAAAUGCAGCAGCAGUUGAAGGAGUUACAGAACCUGACAGGGGCGGGAAUAAUGAACACAGAGAGGAGUGGCAUUAGGAAACCCGCCCCCACAGUUGAGGGCAAGGUGGACCAAGCUCAAAGAUGGUUGAAUAACCCAGCCAUGGAUGAUAGAGGACUUGGUGAACAAGCAACUAGAAUGGUUGUAGCAGACGGACGUAGGAUAGCUGCUGGUUGUUCCGGUCCACUCCGGUCCGAUCUUCUACGACUGUGUGACGAAACAGAAAUUCUUACAAAUCAACUUGCUGAUCUUAUUGCUAAAGGACAAGGAAACUCACCUCAAGCUAAGGCUAUUGCCAGACAUCUAUCAGAAAAACUUCAUAACCUAAAGACUAAAAUCCAAGAGGCGUUAGUCAAUCAAGUAGCGGAGGACUUUAUUGAUAUCACUACACCAUUAAAACAACUUACUGAAGCAUCAAUGGUGCCUUUAGGUACCGCUGGUAGAGAAGCCAACUUUGAAGACAAGAAACAUAACUUUGAAGGUCAUGCUAGAAAACUUGCUGACACAGCUAAUAUGGUAGCCACAGCUGGUGGUUGUAGGAAUAAAAAAACUGUAGAGGAAAUAUUCAAAGCUUCAAAACAGGCAAAUGAUUUAACACCUCAAGUGAUGACUGCAGCAAAAAUUGUGUUCAACAACCCUGACAAUCAAGCGGCUGUAGAGCAUUUUGAAUUGUUGAAGAAACAAUGGAGUGAUAACAUGGAGAGAAUGAGAAAUCUUGUAGACGAGGCUGUUGAUUCUACAGCAUUGAUCAAAGCUGAAGAGGAGGGCAUUCUGAGGGAUACAGACCGUGUUGAAGAUGGCAUCAGAACAGUUGAUUCCCCGAAGAUUGUAACAAAUGCGUCAAACAUUGCCCGACGAGCAAAUCGUGUCCUACAAGUAGCUCAACAGGAGGCAGAGAAUAGCGAAGAUCCGAAAUUUGUAGAUAAUGUUAACAGAGCUUCGGAACAACUUAGAUCUACUAUAACUCCAAUGGUGCAAUGUGCGAAGGUUGUUUCUAUGCAACCACAAGACCCUGGUGCUGCCAACAAUUGGAGGUCAACAAAUCAAGGGCUGAUCAAAGCUGUCGGUGAGGUACGAAAGGCGGUGGAUGUGACACCCGAGGGAUUCCGUGCCGAGGAGAUGUUUCCCCCACCCCCAGACCUCUCACAACUUCAUAUAUCAGAGCCAACAUUCACAGCGCCUCCACCUAGGCGACCCCCUCCGCCUCAGCUGGCGCCCUCGCAGGAAUUUAGCGACAUAUUCGGACUAGGUAGUCCCAAAGCGUCGGUAGACAGGCCGGAUGGGUCUAGCCCGAUAGUUUACAAUAGUCCACAUAGUACAAUUAGGUUUUACCCGUCAUCAGCAAUCCCUGCUUCAACAAUACCGAGAGAGGUGGCAACAACACUUUCUUUCAAUCCAGUUACCGAUAUUAGAAAGCAAGUUCCGAAAAAAAGUUUUGUUUUAAUGUCACCCGCAGCAUCGCCCACAUUGCAAUGGACAACUAUUACAGUUCCUGUGAAUCAACAUGAUAAAAUAUUACCUGUUAGAGCUGCCAUGAAGAGAGACCAGCAAAAUGCCGUCCAUAGGCCGGCUCCGCCUCCAGUCCCAGUGGCUCCGCCUAUACCCCCGCCUCCAGCAUACAGCUCUUAUUAUGAAGAUGGACCACCCCGCCCUCCAUUGCCAUCGGAUACAAUGCCACCACGCCCACCACCACCAGAAACAGAUGAUGAAGAUGACAUGAAUUUCCCAAUUCCUCAGGAAAACCAGCCCAUUAUGAUGGCCGCCCAUGCUCUUCAUAUGGAAGCUAAACAAUGGUCCAGUAAAGACAAUGAAAUUAUUGCUGCUGCCAAACGAAUGGCCUUCCUUAUGGUGAAACUCAGUCAGCUAGUCAGAGGUGAAGGAGGUACGAAGAAAGAUCUGAUCUCGACAGCAAAGGGCAUAGCUGAGGCCUCAGAGGAGGUGACACGUCUUGCCAAGAAACUUGCUGCUGAGUGUACUGAUAAGAAGAUGAGAACUAAUUUGUUACAAGUUUGUGAAAGAAUCCCAACAAUUGGUACUCAGCUGAAAAUACUCUCCACUGUGAAAGCAACAAUGUUGGGAGCCCAAGAGCCAAUACCAGCUCCUGAUGGCAGUGAAAUAGCCUGCGGUUCAGAAGAAGAUCAAGAAGCUACAGAAAUGUUGGUUGGUAAUGCCCAAAAUCUGAUGCAAGCCGUCAAGGAAACAGUGCGUGCUGCUGAAGCUGCGUCCAUCAAGAUCCGCGUCGACUCCGGAUACACAAUCCGCUGGUUGAGAAAACGACCAUGGUAUACGUGAAGUAACAGCACUAUUUAGCGAUGUUAUAAUUACUUUAGAUAAUCAAUAUAGUCCAUAUUGUAUCAAAUAAUGAAAGAAAAAAAAAAUUAGAAAUGAAAUAAAGAUAAUCCAUGUACAUGCAAUUUAAUGAAAUUAUUUAGAAUGCUUAUAAAGCUAGUUAUAUGAUUUUUGUCUCGUUAAAGAAAGCCUAGUGUACUCCUGCCGUUGUUAAUGAAGAACUAUUUUUAGAAAAAUAAAGUCCAUGACAUGUUUCUGGUCCGAGUGAUAAAUCUUAAACUAUGCAAUGUAAUAUAAUAUGGGUUUCUUGACCUUUCUUUGGAAAUAUUGGGAUUUUUCCUGUUGUCAUAGAUAAGUUAUUAUCCGUCAUUCAGUUUAUUGAUUUAUACUGUUUGAAAUUGACUUGGUGCAACCAAUAAAUAAUAGACUUUGUAAAUUAUCGAAUAAUGUUCUUGGCUAGAUGGAAAGAUAUAGGAAAUAUAUAUGAUCUAAAAUGAUUUAUGUCUAUCCAUUAAAUCAUUACAUAAUCUGAUCUAACACAUUUAUCAUGUGAGAUUUGAUAAAAA